Molecule: messenger RNA, 1296 nt
Organism: Capra hircus (goat)
Lineage: Eukaryota; Metazoa; Chordata; Mammalia; Artiodactyla; Bovidae
Product: basic proline-rich protein-like
Exons: 4
Coding region: 1-1296 (431 amino acids)
Source: RefSeq, a predicted model, not a curated record
AUGCUGUGCGCCCUGGCACGGGAAAGGGACGAGAUCAGUCAAGGCUCCCGCAGCUCCCCCACCCUCAGUUCCCGGACCUUCAUCACAACGCUCCCCACCUCGGGUCCCUCCACCGCCCCUUUCCCCAGCUCUCCAGAGCCUACUCUCUCCGGUCCCCGUGUUCCCCACGCGCACGCGGCCCGCUCCCCUGCCAGGCCACUCGAGCGUUGCGCCGACUGGCCAGAGGAAGUGGCGCUGCCUGCGACCACCGGGACCCCAGCAGGGAAGAGGGGCGCGCCGCACGGCCCCCGGAACGCUGAAGCCCUGCCGGCGCGAGGCGUCGGAAAAGGCGUUCACGGCUUCCUUGUGGACCCCCCUGACCCACCCACUCGGACCCCUCAACUGCCCUCCAGCUCGUCAGUCAUUGCGAGCACUCGGGAGCUGGGACGCGGGCUUCCCGGAGGAAGCCGACCGUCCGGAGAUCGGCGAUGCCGCCAGCGGCGGCCUUCGUCGCGAUGGUCGCGCGUCACGUGCCGGGGGCUGCCGGGGAGCACCCCCCGGGACACUCUCACCAGCCCCCCACCCCCGGCCCGCGGCAGGCAGGGUCACGUGAGGAACCGGGCUCCCGGGUCACGUGCCGGGGUGGGGGGGGGUCCGGGGGGCGGCGGGCGUCCGGGCCGUGCCCGCCGGGCAGGCGGGGAGCGCGCCAGGCCGUGCGGGUCUGAGCGGGCCGGAGCCGCGGAGGGGGGCUGUGGCGGCGGCGGCGGCGGCGGCGGCGGGGGCGGCCCCGCGUCCGCGUCACGUGGUGCGAGGCGGGCAGCCAUCUUGCUACAAACACAAACAGAGAGGAGCGGCCGCCGCGGGAGCGCCAGCGCCCCCACCCCCGCCGCCGCCACCCCCCGGCCCGCCGCGCGUCGCCAACGCCCCGGGACCGGAGCCUCGCGCCGCCCGCCCGCCGCGGUAAGCGCCCGGCGGCCCCGCGGACCCCCGCCCGCGGCCGGGCCUGGGCCAGGCCCGCCCCCGACGCCGAGGCGGCCGCGCCGAGCCUGCGAGAGCCAGAGCGGGAGCGCGGGCCGCCGGCACGGACCCUCCCCCGUCUCCUCCCGAGGCCGCCGCCCCCGCCGUCCGGUGCGCCCGCCUCCCGAGCCUCCCCGCCGGCCCCUCCUCCCCGCGCGGCCCGGGCCCCCGCGCCGCCCCAAGGGAGGCCGGCUCCCUCCCGGGGGCGGCCGCAGGCGCCCCCGCACCUGGCGCCCCCUCCCUGAAGGGCACGCCGUCCUCCCGGGCCGGCCCGCCUCCUUCCCACCCCCGCGCUCCUAA